This is a messenger RNA of Diorhabda carinulata, 746 nucleotides long. RefSeq lists its product as uncharacterized. The transcript has 2 exons. The record is from RefSeq and is a predicted model, not a curated record. NCBI's taxonomy places the organism in Eukaryota, Metazoa, Arthropoda, Insecta, Coleoptera, Chrysomelidae. The coding region runs from base 127 to 645 and encodes 172 amino acids.
AGUAUUAAAUUGUAGGUUGUUCAAAAUGUGAGCUUUGUAUAAUAGAAAUGAUUUAUUUUAUGUUGUAGUGAAUAAUUUUCUUAUCGUUAUUAUUUCAAAAAUAAAUAUAUAUUGCAGGAGUCGUCGAUGGUAUUUUUAAUACAUAUUUGGUUGCUUCUAGGUGCACACAGGAAAUUUAAGCCAGGAAUAUUAGCUAAAAAACCACUACAAGGUGGAAAAAAAUCGUGUAGUUCCAAAAAUUACAGGGUUUGUUCAGAAUUUCCGGCACUUUCAGAAAAUCACAAAAUACUGACAGCAUUAUUUCUACAGAUGUCAAAUUUCAAGCAAUUUCUUAUGAUUAUCACUUUUGACCGGUUAUCACCAGUAGGUCUUUUAUCAGGUAGUUGUUACAGAACCAAAAUGACUGACCGGCGUUCUCGACUUGGAAAGCGACAGAUUCAGGAUUGUCUUGGGAAUGCAUUGCCAGCCACCACUUUCGGCUGGGAGGCGAAAGACGAUCGCUUCAUCCCUGUGCCUGAGUGCCUCCUUAAGAUGGUUCGCUGUGAAUGCAGAAAGGACUGUGAAACUUGCAGUCGUUGCCGCAUAGAAUGUUCCACUUGUGUUGAUUUGUGCACCUACUAUUUCAAUCCGAACAAAGUAAAAUAAGCGGAGAAGGCUGACGGAGGAAAUCCUGGAUAUAUAAUUUUUCUCUACAAGUUUUUUCUAUAAGUUACGUUAUCCAGAACAAUUAAAGUUGGUUUACACCU